Messenger RNA from Lodderomyces theae, 987 nucleotides. RefSeq lists its product as uncharacterized. The transcript has a single exon. Gene Ontology annotation, molecular function: monoatomic ion transmembrane transporter activity. Gene Ontology annotation, biological process: mitochondrial transmembrane transport; monoatomic ion transport. Gene Ontology annotation, cellular component: mitochondrial inner membrane. The coding region runs from base 1 to 987 and encodes 328 amino acids. The record is from RefSeq and is a predicted model, not a curated record. Lineage: Eukaryota; Fungi; Ascomycota; Pichiomycetes; Serinales; Debaryomycetaceae.
AUGUCGUCUUCAGUGCCGGGACCAGUACCGUUACCUCAGUCUAGGUAUGAUUUGGACACAUACUGGGGCCGUGUAAAACACUGCGCCGAAAUUUCAGACCCCACCAUGCUCCUAAACACAUCAAACGACAUUGAAACUGCAAAGAGAAUGAUUUGGGACUACAAGAAUGGAGUUAUUCCAACUAUGACUCCAGAAUUGUGGAGAGCUAAACGAGUGCUUGACUCGACAUUGCAUCCAGAUACGGGCAAGACCGUUUUUCUCCCAUUCAGAAUGUCUUCGUGCGUGUUGUCAAAUUUGGUGGUUACUGCUGGUAUGUUGACCCCCAAUUUAGGCACUGCUGGAACUUUGUUUUGGCAAAUUGCAAAUCAGAGUUUGAACGUUGCUAUCAAUAUCGAAAACUCCAACAAGUCGCAUCCUUUGACAACGAGGGAAAUUGCAACCAACUACACCAUGGCCGUUACAGCUUCUUGUUCAGUUGCACUAGGCUUGAACUCGAUAGUACCACGAUUGAAAAGUGUCAAGCCGAAUACAAGACUCAUUUUGGGCAGAUUGGUGCCAUUUGCCGCUGUUGUUUCUGCUGGUAUCGCCAAUGUGUUUUUAAUGAGGAGUCAAGAAUUGAAAAAGGGAAUUGUGGUGUAUGACAAAGAAGGAAACGAGGUUGGAACGUCGAAAUUGGCUGCUUGGCAUGCUGUGGGAGAGACUGCUGCAAGCAGGGUCAUUAACGCAACCCCAAUCAUGGUGAUCCCUCCUUUGAUACUAGUGAGAUUGCAAAAAUCCCGAUUAUUGAAAGGGAAAUCUAAAACAGUUGAGACAUUGGCCAAUAUUGGAUUGAUUUUUGUCACUUCGCUUGCGGUUUUGCCAUUUGCGUUGGCAGUUUUUCCUCAACGUGAGACUUUGCAUGCUAGUAGAUUAGAGGAAAAGUUUCAUCAUUUGACUGAUGCAAAAGGGAAUAAAAUCACAGAGUUGGAGUUUAACAGGGGUAUUUAA